This is a messenger RNA of Pteronotus mesoamericanus, 3837 nucleotides long. It is a transcript of the gene DHX35, whose product is annotated as DEAH-box helicase 35. The transcript is spliced from 22 exons. The coding region runs from base 55 to 2166 and encodes 703 amino acids. Gene Ontology annotation, cellular component: catalytic step 2 spliceosome; intracellular anatomical structure. Lineage: Eukaryota; Metazoa; Chordata; Mammalia; Chiroptera; Mormoopidae. The record is from RefSeq and is a predicted model, not a curated record. Gene Ontology annotation, molecular function: helicase activity; RNA binding.
GCUCGCGCGCGCCCGAGGAGGGGAGGAGCGUUCAUCGUGACCUUUCACCCCAGCAUGGCUGCGCCCAUGGGACCGGUGAAGUUCUGGCGACCGGGUACAGAGGGACCAGGUGUCAGUAUCUCUGAAGAGAGACAAAGUGUAGCGGAAAACUCUGCAACAACCGUUGUUUACAAUCCUUAUGCCGCCCUUUCUAUAGAGCAGCAGAGGCAGAAGCUGCCGGUGUUCAAGCUUAGGAAUCAUAUAUUAUACUUGAUAGAAAACUAUCAGACAGUGGUGAUUGUUGGAGAAACAGGAUGUGGGAAAAGCACACAGAUUCCACAAUACCUUGCAGAAGCUGGCUGGACAGCGGAAGGGAGAGUUGUAGGAGUGACCCAGCCUCGAAGGGUGGCUGCUGUUACGGUUGCGGGGAGAGUGGCCGAUGAGAGGGGUGCAGUGCUGGGCCAUGAGGUGGGUUACUGCAUCCGCUUUGACGACUGCACUGACCCGCUGGCCACCAGGAUUAAGUUUCUCACUGAUGGAAUGUUGGUCAGAGAAAUGAUGGUUGAUCCUUUGUUAACAAAAUAUAGCGCCAUCAUGCUGGAUGAAGCCCAUGAGAGGACCCUGUACACAGACAUUGCCAUCGGCUUGCUGAAAAAGAUUCAGAAAAAGCGAGGGGAUCUUCGACUGAUCGUGGCUUCAGCCACUCUGGAUGCAGAGAAAUUUCGGGAUUUCUUUAAUCAAAAUGAAACUGGUGACCCAACCAGGGAUACAUGUGUGAUCCUUACAGUGGAAGGGCGAACAUUCCCAGUGGAUAUCUUUUAUCUACAAAGUCCUGUUCCAGAUUACAUCAAAUCAGCUGUAGAAACCGUGAUGAAAAUUCACCAGACAGAGGGAGAUGGAGACAUACUAGCAUUUCUUACUGGCCAGGAAGAGGUGGAAACUGCCGUGUCUAUGCUGAUCGAGCAGGCUCGGGCCCUCGGUCGGACUGGGAUGAAGAGGCACCUGAGGGUUCUCCCCAUGUACGCAGGACUGCCUGCCUUUGAGCAAAUGAAGGUGUUUGAAAGGGUGUCACACAGUGUCCGGAAGGUGAUAGUGGCCACCAACGUGGCGGAAACCUCUAUCACAAUCAGCGGGAUCGUGUACGUGAUCGACUGUGGCUUCGUGAAGCUCCGGGCCUACAAUCCCAGGACAGCAAUUGAGUGCUUGGUGGUGGUCCCGGUGUCCCAGGCAUCCGCCAACCAGCGAGCGGGACGGGCUGGCCGCAACCGCUCGGGAAAGUGUUACCGCCUUUAUACAGAGGAAGCCUUUGACAAGCUGCCUCAGUCCACCGUUCCUGAGAUGCAGCGGAGCAACUUGGCGCCUGUCAUCCUACAGCUGAAGGCACUGGGAAUUGACAACGUCCUCAGGUUCCACUUCAUGUCGCCGCCUCCAGCACAGUCGAUGGUUCAAGCGUUGGAGUUACUCUAUGCCCUGGGAGGUCUGGACAAAGACUGUCGCCUAACUGAGCCGCUUGGCAUGAGGAUAGCGGAGUUUCCUCUGAAUCCCAUGUUUGCAAAAAUGCUGCUUGAAUCAGGAAAUUUUGGCUGUUCUCAGGAAAUUCUCAGCAUCGCAGCCAUGAUGCAGAUCCAGAAUAUCUUCGUGGUCCCCUCAAACCAGAAGUCUCAGGCAAUUCGAAUGCACCGAAAGUUUGCUGUGGAGGAAGGUGAUCAUCUCACUAUGCUCAACGUGUAUGAAGCAUUUAUCAAACACAGCAAGAACUCCCGGUGGUGUCAGGAGCACUUCCUGAAUUACAAGGGGCUUGUCAGAGCUGCCACUGUAAGGGAGCAGCUGAAAAAGCUUCUUGUCAAGUUCCAAGUGCCCAAGAACUCCAGUGAAGGUGAUCCGGAUCCGGUUCUGAAGUGCAUCGUUUCGGGAUUCUUUGCAAAUGCAGCACGGUUUCAUUCUACCGGAGCUUAUAGGACUAUCCGUGACGACCAUGAGCUGCAUAUCCACCCUGCGUCGGUCCUCUAUGCAGAGAAGCCGCCUCGCUGGGUUAUCUACAAUGAAGUUAUACAAACCUCCAAGUAUUACAUGAGAGAUGUGACUGCUAUCGAAUCUGCUUGGCUGUUGGAGCUGGCUCCACACUUCUAUCAACAAGGAACGCACCUGUCCCUAAAAGCCAAAAGGGCCAAGGUCCAGGACCAGUGAGCAGAGCUGGGCUGCAGCUGCAGGGGUGUGGGGACCUCUUGCUGCUGUCCCGGCCCUGGGGGACGGUGAGCUGCCCUCGGCCCACAGGGAACCUUCAAGAGCUGCUUUAACCGGGUCGCUGCCCAUUCACGAGCCCCUUCUCCCCGCUCCCCUCGGCACCUGCAUUCGUUGCCAGGAUCCCGGAGGAGCUGUGCGGGGCAGGCACCCGCCGCGCUGCCCUAGCAGAGCGGGAGCUGGCAGGCCUUUGCUCUUCGGUCAGUCGGCGCCCUCACUGCCCCAGCGCGCUGCGUCAGCAGGCACAGCACCCUGCCCUGGCCUAACGGGGCAUGAGGAGGAGAGUUAGCCGCUCUGCCCGCGGCACCAGGUCGGGUGCCCGGGGUUUGCUGGGCCGGCUUUGCUUUCUCUGGAGGGGCCACGGCUGUGUUGACCAAUGAGGUCCGCUGCUAGGUGUGAGUGAGUGUGUGUCUACGGAGAGACAGGACUUGGGAGACGCUGCGGGUUUCCACCAGAAUCACCGAGGGGCUUGUCGGGCAACCUGGGGGCUUCCAAGCAGGAGCUUCCAGUUUCCCCUUUGCCCACGUCUGUCUGCGGGCAGAAAACCCACAGGACUGGUGAUGGACAGAGAGGACUUGUGCGCUGUCCUUUGUUAGCCACGGGGUUCUCUGUUUCACAGCCGGGUGAAGCUUUCUCUGCCUACAGUAUCACCAGCUGAGCACUAGUGAGAGGUCAUCAGCUCAACCCCAUCGGGGGGCCUCUGCAGCAGGAAUCCACAACCGUAUAGAGGCGCUAAGCUUCUGUAGCUCAGGAACAUAACUUGUACAUUUGUGUUUGUUCGUUUGCCGGGUUCUUGUGAGAACACGGGGCGGCUCUUCCAGCAGGCACUGGUUUCAUUGCCGCCCCAGGCUUCUUUGCUCUGAUGUUUGCAUUUCGACCCAGGUCCGAUCCAGAUUUUCUUCCCCUUCCUGUUUCAUUGACAUUUAUUUUGGAACCAUGUAGCUUGAGAAUUUAUUUUUGUACUGAUAUUAGUUUGUACUGGCCACUUUGGCACCAAAUGCAUAGGUCAUUUUUAUUUCCAUUUUAUAAACGUGUUAAUAAUAGUGAUAAUUUGUUAAUAAUAGUGAACCUUUAUACCUAGAGUAAGUGUAUUCCCUCCCAUCCUGGUUCCCACGGUCUGAUUUUAAGACGGUCCACUUCCUUCUUCCGAGGGGGGAACUGACAUCAGCUAAGAAACCCGAUGCUAUGGCAAUACAGCGGCUUUUGGGUCACAUCGGUAAGGGAAACCCCAUCAAGCAAGACUGCAUGACCGGAUGGCCUCAGGCCCCACCAGAGCAAACCAUAGGACACAGUAUAAAUGCAGACCCAAAGAUUGUCGCUGGUUUCCAAUUGGGAUCUUUCUGUGGAGGGGUCCGGAAGUACUUAUUUGUAUAAAGUCUGAAUUUAGGUCUGGGGCCGAUCCUAGUAAACCUCUGUUGGGGUGGAAGGAGGAAAGGAUGCAGGGUCCACCCCUUGUGGGUGAGGCCAGAGAUCCAAAAUGAGAGGCCAUACCAAUGGCCGGGGGUUCAGCCUGGGGGAGCAGGCGCCGCCGGCAGCCUCUGCCCGGGGGUGUGGCCCGGAGCACGUCGGCCUGUGCCCGCCUCUGCGGGGGCUGCCGUGCCAGGCAGACCCCCGAGC